Drosophila serrata is the source of this 2334-nucleotide messenger RNA. It is a transcript of the gene kmg, whose product is annotated as kumgang. Gene Ontology annotation, cellular component: nucleus. Lineage: Eukaryota; Metazoa; Arthropoda; Insecta; Diptera; Drosophilidae. Gene Ontology annotation, biological process: positive regulation of transcription by RNA polymerase II. The record is from RefSeq and is a predicted model, not a curated record.
CAGACACAUUGUAAAGAAAGCUCAGUCGAAAGGCAGCUCGCGCACCGAAAACAAGAAAAAUAUUUGGUAAAAGAAAUCAAAAGACUAAUUUUGUAGCUAAGUAGAUUUUUUGCAGAGUUAUGGAGGCACCAUCGAUGGUGGAGCGUUCGGGCGAUGACCUAGUGGUACGCAGCCUAGUUAGCGGUGUACCCAUGUUUCGUUCUUCCUUGGACACCGGAGAAGAGCCUCUGUCGGUGUAACCAUUUGACGUCUCUACCGGUUCCCUUACAUUCAAUGGGAAUGGGAAUGCUUUCAAAUCCGGAAGUGGAGAGUGUCAUGGAUACCUUGCUGCCAGAGGAGGGUCAUGCCGGCAUCACCAACGAGGAGGAUCUGCCGCAGUGUAAAAUCCGUAGGAACUAUAGUUGCAACCAGUGCGCCUUCUACACCCAAAAUCCGCGGAGUCAUCUCUCCCAUCUAAGAGACGUCCAUGGCGAGCGAAUCGUGAUCAAUGAGUGUAAAUUGUGUCUCUACGCCUCGCGGCAUUUUCAAAAACUGGUGCGUCACAUGAAGAUGGUACAUGGAUGUUCAGACGACAAUGGACUGCCAGGAUCAUCCGGUGGCGCACUGCGUUCCAAGUACAAUCUCACCCGGGAGGUUCGCAGGCGACGACUAGAGGAGAGCGUCGAAAUGCCGUCCACAUUUGGGGCAGGUCCAAAUCCAAACAUCCCAAAGAUGCCCCAGAACGAGCCCACACUGGAACAGCUCAAGAUGGAGCUCCAGCGGGAGGAGCAGAAGCUGGUAAACAGCUUUCAAAUGUAUAAACGCCAGCAAGAAAUGCAGCAGCUCCAACAAAUCGUCGACAAUCAUGACAAUAUCUUUGCCAUGGCCUUCGAGCUCCAGCUGCAGUCGAUGCCCUAUACCAACCCAGAGGAAUCUAUAAAAUUUGAUACUCACAACAGCAGCUCAGAUUCGGAAGAGGCCCCGCAGAGUCCUUCGAUGGAUGUGCAGGAACCGCCGCCAGGCGCACAGCAGUUUCAGUGUCACAAGUGCUCCUAUAUUACACCUAUCCGCUCCAGGUAAAAGCACGUCAAGUACCACACCAUGCCGCUGAUCAAAUGCAAUUCCUGUGACUUCCACACACCGUACAAGUGGAAUCUGGACAGGCACACCAAGAAUCAUGGUUGUCAUGGCAUUUACAAAUGCACUGUUUGUGACUUUAGCACGGACAUUAAGCAAUCACUGACCAUACAUGAGCUGAACCACCAUGUGCCCACGGUGGGUCAUCAGAUGGCCGCCAGGCGCAAGGCCACCAAUAAACCCGAUCAGGAUCAGGAUGAUCAGCAACCCAGUUCUUCUCGGAAUUGUGGUUCCCCCAAUCACAGCUCCAGACUCUCGAUUCCGGAACCCACGGGCAUCAGUUGUUCUCACUGCCAGCAACGGAUGCCCAAUGCCGUCGCUUUGGUCAAGCAUCUUCAGGUCUGUGUUCAGGCUCUGAAGAAUAAUCAGCAUCUUUUGCGGGUUGCCAUGGACGGAGGAGACCCGGAAAUUAUGGAUGAGGACUUGCCCAAUGCUGUCAGUGAUCUCAAUUAUUGCGGUGUGGAAACAGCUCCUGGAUAUGGAGAGGUCACUCAACCGUUCGUCCCGGAGGAAUCCAAUGAUAAUACCCCAUUGAAGAAGGUCUUCAAGUGUCCACAUUGUACUUUUUGGGCAGCCACUGCCUCCCGUUUCCAUGUCCACAUCGUUGGCCAUUUGAAUAGGAAGCCCUUCGAGUGCUCCCUGUGCGCCUAUCGCUCCAACUGGCGCUGGGAUAUCACCAAGCACAUUCGCUUGAAGGCCAUCCGUGACAAGAGUCACAACCAAGCCGAAGUCCUCAUGAACGACGAGACUGGCAGGCGCAAUUAUGCCAAGUACAAUAAGUAUUUGACUUUGAUGAAGGUGAAUGUGAACCAAGUGGGUGAUGUGAAGCACAUGCGCACAGGCGAGAUGAUUGUCGUUCCAAAGCUUGAUGAUCAUGAGGAUGAAAUAUUAGAGCCCUUUGAGAAUGCUUUGGACUUAAGCAAGCCCAAGGAAGAGGAAUCGUUUGAUUGGCAAAUUGCUCCCAAAGAGUCCGCAGUAUGCACCGAGAUUACCUUAAAGAAGGAACUACCGGUACCAAUUGAAGGUUCCAUGGAACUUGAAUCAAAUGGCAAGGCAACUGACUUGCCUUUGGAUUUGACAAAACCACAAUGGCAUGGGGAAAUGACUGUAUUCAGUGAUGGUUCUUCAAUGUCCAACGAAAGCGAUUAGAUUGGAGUGUUACCUCUUGUGGUUCCUAUCUCAUUUUUAACAGCAAAUAAACUAUAAUUAACCACUGCA